GCUUUUACUGGCUUUCCUUUCUCUCUCCCUCCAAAAACACCAAACAUGGGGCCCCACAAAUUCCAACCCCACAAAACGACAAAUUUCAAAUAUGCCGCCGUCUUCGCCGUCGCCGGCGACAAGUAUCCUCCCCGGACCGCCGAGCCGGAGCAAUUGCUCCGCCACAGAUCUCAGUCCGUCCGGUCUCCUCGCUUUUGCCGCCGGCUCCUCUGUCUCCGUCGUCGACUCUCGCUCUCUCCAGCUCAUCUCCACCGUGCCUCUCCCUUCCCCUUCCUCUGCCGCCAUUCCUUUCCCUUCCACUAUCACAUCCGUUCGCUGGUCUCCGGUCACUUUCCGGCGAGAUAUCGGUUCCUCCUCCGGUCUUUUCCUUGCUGUCGGCGAUCGUCUCGGCCGCAUCGCCCUCGUCGAUUUCCGCCUCCGAUCCGUCCUCCUAUGGCUCGAGAAACAUGGUCAUAACACCACCGAGAAGCUCCGCCGCGGCGGAGUUCAGGACCUCUGUUGGGUGUUGGCUCGGCCUGAUACUUACGUCCUCGCCGCAAUUUCAGGUCCCUCUUCUAUCUCGUUGUACACCGAUUCUGGUAACGUCUUCUGGAAAUACGACGCUUCUCCUGAGUUCAUGUCAUGUAUACGUCGCGAUCCCUUCGAUUCUCGCCAUUUCUGCGUCGUGGGUCUCAAGGGGUUUCUCCUCUCCGUGAAAGUUCUCGGAAACACAGAGAAUGAAGUCGCAUUGAAGGAAUUUCAGAUGCGAAUCGAUUGCGCGGAAUUUCAGAAAUUGGAGCGUGAAAUCGCCGUCAGUAGCAGUAACUCGUCUCCUCCUUCGUCAUCCUCUCCGGCAUCCGCAGUUUUUCCGUUCUACGGUGUUCGCUUCGCUUUCUCUCCACAUUGGAAACACAUCUUGUUCGUUUCUUUUCCCAGAGAGCUUGUCGUGUAUGAUUUACAGUACGAAACUGCACUCUACGAAGCAGCAUUGCCUCGUGGGUUCGCCAAGUUUGUAGAUGUUUUGCCUGACCCAAAUCAGGAGUUGCUCUACUGUGUUCAUCUCGAUGGUAGACUCAGCAUUUGGCGAAGGAAAGAAGGAGAACAGGUCCAUGUGUUGUGUGGAAUUGAGGAAUUGAUGCCUCCGAUUGGUAAUUCUGUACCGUCGCCAUGCCUACUCGUUGUUUUGAUCUCGCAAUUGGACUCAACCCUCCAAAACGUCAGGAAGAUAUACUCGAACGCUCUUUCCAAUGAUUUGGAAUUUGAUACUCCUUUUGAUUUCAACCAUGAUGCUUUGCUUGUUUCAAAGACUAGUUUGAUAUCUCUGUCUGAUGAUGGCAAAAUAUGGAGUUGGAUCUUGACUGUCAAAAGAGCUGGGGAUGCUAAUCACGAGACUAGUGAAAGGCAGCUAGAGAGCUCCAUGAAUGAUAAUCAAAAUCCUCAAUCCGAUACAUCAUUUGAGAUAUGCUUAGUUGGACAACUUCAGCUUCUUUCUUCCACAGUGACUAUUCUUGCUGUGCCAUCCCCGUCAAUGACGGCAACAUUGGCUCGUGGAGGAAAUACGCCCGCUGUAGUUGUUCCUCUCAUAGCUUUAGGAACUGAAGGUGGGACAAUAGAUGUUGUUGAUGUGUCCGCAAAUGCCGUUGCAGCAAGUUUUUCUGCUCAUUCGAGUAGUGUCAGGGGGUUAAAAUGGCUUGGAAAUUCUAGACUCGUUUCGUUUUCUUAUAGCCGGGUAAGCGAGCGGACAGGUGGAUACAAUAAUAAGCUCUUUGUUACUUGUCUUAGGAGUGGAAUUAGUAAAGGCUUUCGAGUUUUGCAAAAGCCUGAGCGAGCUCCCAUAAGAGCUCUGAGGGCUUCAUCUUCUGGGAGGUAUCUUCUCAUUCUGUUUCGUGAUGCUCCAGUUGAAGUAUGGGCGAUGACUAAAAGCCCUGUGAUGCUUAGAUCAUUAGCGCUUCCAUUCACUGUAAUAGAAUGGACCCUCCCAACUAUUCUAUGCUCAGUUCAAACCAGUCUUUCAAGACAGUUCUCGAUAUCCUCUAAACAGAAAACUGAUGCUACCCCUGAUGGAGCUCCUUCUCCUAAAACUUCAGACUCUAAAGCUGUUGGUGCUGAUGGAUACCAAGAUGAUGCUUCUGAGAGUUUUGCUUUUGCACUGGUAAAUGGUGCACUAGGAGUAUUCGAAGUUUAUGGGAGGAGAAUUCGAGAUUUCAGACCAAAAUGGCCAGCACCUUCGUUCAUAUCUUCCGAGGGAUUGAUUACUGCUAUGGCCUAUCGAUUACCUCAUGUUGUUACGGGUGAUAAGUUAGGGACCAUACGGUGGUGGGAUGUAACAACAGGAAACUCCUCCGCAUUUAACACUUACAGAGAAGGAAUCCGAAAUAUCAAAUUUUUGCCUUUUGUCGCUGAAGACGGUAGCAGAGGACGGGUUUCCGUGUUAUUUGAUGACAACUCAUUCUGCAUUCUUGAUCUCGAUUCCCCCGACCCAUCGGCCAUCUCUGUUUUGCAGCCUCAGUUUCCCGACACUCUCGUACUGCAAUUCGAUUGGUUGCCCUUGAGAACUGACAAAACCGAUCCACUUGUCUUGUGCAUUGCUGGAACAGAUAGCAGCUUUCGCAUGGUCGAGGUUCAUGUGAACGAGAAAAUGACUAGCCAAGUCUCCAAUCCGAAAGCUAGUAAGGAGAGAUUCCGUCCUCUGCCUUUAUGCACUCCUGUCCUACUCCCGAUACCUCAUGCUUUGGCAUUGCGGAUGAUAUUGCAAUUGGGUGUGAAACCAGCUUGGUUUAAUACUUCUAGCACGUGUAUCGAGAAACGACCUCAUUUCAUUCCCGGGAAAACUUCAUCUUCCAAAGAUCUUCGGACAUACAUGAUCGAUACUCCACCUGUCGGUGACCCUGCAGUGCUGGAAAUGUUACUUAAAGUAUUAGAACCAUAUCGUGCAGAAGGUUGUCUACUCGAUGAUGAGAAAGCCAAGUUGUAUUCUAGUCUGGUUAACAAGGGUUGUGCCGCUAGAUUUGCAUUUGCGGCUGCAAUUUUCGGGGAAGUCUCUGAAGCGCUUUUCUGGUUACAACUGCCUAAUGCUAUGAACCAUUUGAUGAACAAGUUAGCAAACAAGUCCCCGAAGAAGCUUUUUGCCUCGGCGUCGUAUUCGGAUUUUGACGAAACAGUUGUUUCCGGGAGAAUUACAUCGAAGGGAACAUCAACUUCAAGAACCGAAAAUAAUGGCUCGCUGUGCGCAGGUCAGAUCAGAACAAUGGCAUUCGAGCAAGAAGAGUUAUGGGAAUGUGCAAAUGAGCGUAUCCCGUGGCACGAGAAACUAGAAGGGGAAGAGGCUGUUCAAAACCGAGUACAUGAGCUUGUCUCAGUCGGAAACUUGGAAGCUGCAGUUAGCCUGUUACUGUCGACGUCUCCGGACAGCUCUUACUUCUAUCCAAACGCCCUUCGGGCAGUUGCUCUGUCUUCUACCGUCUCGAAAUCACUUCUCGAGCUUGCGGUGAAGGUAGUUGCAGCAAACAUGGUGAGAUCAGAUAGAUCGCUUUCGGGAAUUCAUCUCCUUUGCUCUGUCGGAAGAUAUCAAGAAGCAUGCUCCCAGCUUCAAGACUCUGGUUUCUGGACAGAUUCCGCAACAUUGGCCGCGACGCAUCUGAAGGGAUCUGACUACGCGAGGGUAUUACAAAGAUGGGCAGGGCACGUUUUGCACAAUGAACACAACGUCUGGAGGGGAGUGAUACUAUACGUAGCGGCGGGAGCGUUUCAGGAAGCUCUUGCAGCGGUUAGGGAACGUCAGAAUCCAGACACGUCAGCAAUGUUCGUCCUAGCCUGCAGGGAGAUCAACUCGGAGAUCUCGACCAGGUCUGGUGAGUCGGAGAACGAGUCACGAACUGAGUUGCUGAGCGAGUCGACGAGUAUUAUGUCAGGAUUGGAACAGAGCAGCGAAGAUGUGACGUCAGUGGUGGAAUGCUUUCAGCAGUACCAGAGGAAGCUCGUUCAUCUCUGUAUGGAUUCUCCGCCAUUUUCUGACUGAUUUUGUUUUUGGUUUAUAUGUAUUUGGUUCACAUGAUAAAUAUUUUUUUUGGAUUCUCAGCCAU
Molecule: messenger RNA, 4061 nt
Organism: Tarenaya hassleriana
Lineage: Eukaryota; Viridiplantae; Streptophyta; Magnoliopsida; Brassicales; Cleomaceae
Product: WD repeat-containing protein 11
Exons: 20
Coding region: 92-3997 (1301 amino acids)
Cellular component (GO): cytoplasm
Molecular function (GO): protein binding
Source: RefSeq, a predicted model, not a curated record